UCCCGCACUUUUCAUCAACCACACCCACCGCGCUAUCUCGGCUCGAACCUUCUGCGAAUGAGCCGCCCCGGCGUCCGGAUCAUUUCCCUUACCCUUUUUUGAUCCCCUCCGCCGGUCGACUUCGCCCUUUCUUUUUCCGCACGACGCUCUCGUAAUCGGGACCAAACACCUCCCCGCACUGACCCCUGUAGUGGGUUUGGUCGUCUCAGCCUCGCCAGGGCCACCCACUCCAUAUCUACGCUGCUCCCCUCGUUACCCCUGGUACUCCUGGUUACAACACCCCCACGCCUCAUCAUCGCAACGCACAAAUUUCGACGAUGCCUACAGCGUUUCGUCCAGUCAACAACCCGCUACCGGCGGGAGAAACCUCGACGGAGAUCACCUCGCCGUCACCAGUAGCACCGCGGCCGACGACGGCUCCGGCGCAGGGUUCGAAGCCUCUCGACGAGGCCACGACGCCCACUCGUGCAAACUUCGGUGCCGGCACAUUGUCGUCGCAAGAUGCUCGCACCGCGUCAGAACUUAUCAAGUCUAUACAAGUACCCGAGUCCGGGGCACCGACCUACAAAAGGGGACACUCGGAGCUCUCAGGGUCAUCGAAAGAUUCAUCCGACGAUGUGGACAUGGAUGACUCUGAUGGCGGACAUACCGUCGAUGGCGGAGUUACCACAGGAGACGAGAGCGUGAGCGGAGAUGGCAAGAAGCCCAAGAAGAAGAAGUCGCAGCGAUUUUAUUGCACCGACUACCCACCUUGCAACCUGAGCUUCACGAGGAGCGAGCACUUGGCCCGCCACAUUAGGAAACACACCGGCGAGCGCCCUUUCCAAUGUCACUGCGAACGACGCUUCUCGCGCCUGGACAACUUGAGGCAGCACGCCCAGACCGUGCACGCGAACGAAGAGAUUCCCAUCGACUCGCUCGCCGCUACCGGGACGCGGUUCCAAAGGCAGAUUCGGACCGACAGAGUGCGGCAACCUGGCAGGGCUCGAGCUUCGACAGCGGGCAGUGUUGGGCCCGCGGGCCGGGGACAUUCCAAAUCCUUGUCAAUGUCGAGCAUGACAAGUGUAAGCUCAAUGGCGUCCGGCUUCAGCGUUAACGACACUCGCCGGAGGCCACCGCCGCUCGUCAUGGCCGAUCACAGGUCCCGGAUGUCGCUCGAGUCGUAUCGUGGCCCCGAUGGUCAGUAUUACAGAGGCCCGUCACCGGGUGACUUUAGCACACCCACGUCGUCGACAUUUUCCACCGGGCAAAACAGCCCUCACUGGGGGUCCGUCAUGUCACCCGGCACCCCCCACACCCGCUCACAGAGCAUGUACGCCGCCGCCGGAACACCCGGCCGCCGCCUAAGUGUACCCUCUGGAAAUAAUCCCUUCCAGUCGCCGCACGGCCCUGGUGCCCGUGUUCCGGGUUUCGGGCCCCGAGGGUUGAACUCAUCCAACGCAGGCGCAGUCUCGCCGUCACAAAACAGUUUGUUGGCAUCGCCAACCUCAUCUACGACAUACUGGACAACAAGGAGGGACUCUACGUCAUCGGCUGCUGAUGACGCAUGGCGCAGACGGACGUGGCACCCCGACACAGCUGAUUAUAACGGGGCAAGCAGGUUGAGCCAGGUUAUCACCCCGUCCCAGUUUCCUCCAGAGACUGCCGUCCCGACCGGGCCGAGCUCGUUCCAGCCACCGCAAGUGCGUCUUCCUGGGAUCGAGUCUUUUGACGAGAUGACGCGGGCUGCGCCCCCACCAUUGUCAACUAUGGAGAUCGAUUCAGACAUGGAUAGGCGGCCGCCGCAGUACCAAGGUGGUGGUGACCCGGGCGCAGACAACCGACGGGGACAACCAGUGCAAUGGAAUAUGAACCAGCAUCGCGGCCUAGACCGGUGGGACACGCCGCCAAGAGAUAGUGCAGGAGCAUGGGCAAGCGAGGCGAACCAAGCCAUCUCUGCCCGGGCCGAGUACAGGUUUGAGCCCGAGAUCACAACUCCGACAGCGCCGACAAGCGCCGCCGGCAUCAUGGGCCCUCGCCAUCAACACACCGUGUCUGCGCCGGCCUUCAACACGCCCCGGGAAUCAAGGCGCCACGGCUGGUAUAAUGGGCCAAUCGCCUCCUCUUCCGUCGGGCAAACGAUUCACGAAGGCCGACCCCACGUUGACCGAAUCGUCCACCCCAAUGUCAGCGCCUUCCGGCCAUUCCCCGCUCGUGAACAAGAGCCUGCUUCCUACAUGCAUCAACCCGGGCCUCCAGUCGAACGACACGAAAGACCCGAGCGGAUCGAUCGCAUGGAGCGAAUUCCCGAACGGAUCCCUGAACGGAUCCCCGAACGGAAUCCAGAACGGCCUACGAACGAGGGGGGAGACCCCGAGGCAUUGAAGCGCCUCGAAGCCCUGGUGGCCGUUGCGGCUAGCCAAGGGUCCGUGGCUACGUACUAACCAACGCCG
Molecule: messenger RNA, 2432 nt
Organism: Chaetomium fimeti
Lineage: Eukaryota; Fungi; Ascomycota; Sordariomycetes; Sordariales; Chaetomiaceae
Exons: 2
Coding region: 318-2423 (701 amino acids)
Biological process (GO): regulation of transcription by RNA polymerase II
Molecular function (GO): RNA polymerase II cis-regulatory region sequence-specific DNA binding; DNA-binding transcription factor activity, RNA polymerase II-specific
Source: RefSeq, a predicted model, not a curated record